AUGGAGGCGCAUGGCGGACAGCACGUGCGACUCGCCGAGGACGAGCGCACACGUGACUCGACCACGGAAGCAGCUUGCGGUGGACGCAGUCGGCCGACUCGCAUCGAGGCGCUGCCACCAGAACUGCUCUUGUACCUCUCGAGAUUUCUCGAUCUGGCGAGCGCGAUAGUGCUGAGCACGGCAACUUGCCGUAACCUACGUGCGAUCUUUGGCCAGUUCGACCGCGAGCUGCUGUACCUGGAGCCGGGGCAUCGUCUCUGUCUGGCCGAGUGGAGAGAAGCUGCGGCCCAAUUGCAAAAUCACGGGUUGUCCACAGAGUCACCCGCCGACUCCAGCACGCCGCCGUCUGCGAUCGACCAAACAGCAAAGCCAAAGACGACUUUGGACGUGGCUCGGGUGGUGCACGAGCUCACACGGGACGAAAGCUUGAUUGAUCUAGACCUGCUCAAGGCGGUGCUGGAUUUUCUCUCACGCCGCUGCACCUCGGAAGUAUCUCAGCAUAUCCGAGUGGAUGCCGUGAUGCCGUCAAGGUGGGCCAGCGGGAAUGCGGGUGCCAACAAAAUCCGAACUCUUCAUCUCAGCGGCUGGCAUGGCAUUGCAGGUGCGUUUCUAAUCCAGCAGCUGCACAUGCAGCCGGCGCUGCGCAGAGUGUGCACGGUUGUCAAGACCGAGCGUGCCGACUCUCGCAUAUGGAAGCAGGUGGCAGCCGACGACCCGACGCUCGUGCCGCCCUCGUUUUGGCCAUCGACCCAGCCGGACCCGCAGCAAGAUGGUGAAAGCGGCAAGCCGGGCUUUUCACGCUGCACGAGCACGCAGAUCAUCGUGCGCGUCGGUCGCCGCCUCCCGCGCCGCGAUGGCCAGGCUUAUCUGCGCGGAGAAGGCCUCCAGAUGGGCUACGAGGGAUACUGCAUCGAGCUCAACUCGCCCAAACAGCUGUCAGUGCCAUCAAGCGAUGAGGCGUUAAAAUCGUCUGGUCCGGAACCACCUUCUACAGCGGAGGCAGCAGCAUCAACGGGCGAUCGAUUGCACGUCGUUCUACAGGGUCGCGAGGACACGGAUGCAACCCUGGGUGGAUGGACGCACAACGAGCAGCUCUGGGUGCGCAGCAUUGUAACCUGCAACCACUGCAAGGCACCCAUCCGGUUCUAG
This is a messenger RNA of Moesziomyces aphidis, 1149 nucleotides long. NCBI's taxonomy places the organism in Eukaryota, Fungi, Basidiomycota, Ustilaginomycetes, Ustilaginales, Ustilaginaceae. The record is from the annotation of a GenBank genome assembly.